This is a messenger RNA of Elephantulus edwardii (Cape elephant shrew), 231 nucleotides long. RefSeq names its product protein kinase (cAMP-dependent, catalytic) inhibitor gamma (gene PKIG). The coding region runs from base 1 to 231 and encodes 76 amino acids. The transcript has 2 exons. The record is from RefSeq and is a predicted model, not a curated record. Gene Ontology annotation, molecular function: cAMP-dependent protein kinase inhibitor activity. Gene Ontology annotation, cellular component: nucleus; cytoplasm. Gene Ontology annotation, biological process: negative regulation of cAMP-dependent protein kinase activity. NCBI's taxonomy places the organism in Eukaryota, Metazoa, Chordata, Mammalia, Macroscelidea, Macroscelididae.
AUGAUGGAGGUCGAGUCCUCCUACUCGGACUUCAUCUCCUGUGACCGGACAGGACGUCGGAACGCAGUGCCCGACAUCCAGGGAGACUCCGAAGCCGUGAGUGUGAGGAAGCUGGCAGGAGACAUGGGCGAGCUGGCCCUCGAGGGAGCAGAAGGACAGGCAGAGGCGAGCACCCCAGACAAGGCGGCGAGCACCCAGCCCGAGAGCAGCGACGGGAGCCCCUCGUCCUGA